Molecule: messenger RNA, 954 nt
Organism: Ostertagia ostertagi
Lineage: Eukaryota; Metazoa; Nematoda; Chromadorea; Rhabditida; Trichostrongylidae
Source: the annotation of a GenBank genome assembly
AUGUUGUUGCAAGUGCAUGCUGUGACAGGGAUCUCGUCAGUUUCGCAAGAUUCACAGGAGUCUUCCGGUUUAAGUGAAGACUCCUGCAAAGCUCACGAUACGGGAAAGAGGGGCCCCAACUGCGGUGGUGGUACAACCAAUUGCAUUCCCGGAAUCGGCCAUGACAUUGCAAAACGUGACUCACGUGGUGGUGGUGGACUGAGACGUUGUGGCUGUGUUGGUGGGACUGCUGCACCCUGCGGUGGGCUAACUGGGGCUGCUACUACCGGUGGACUAACUGGUGCUGCUACGACCGGUGGGCUGAUCGGUGCAGCUGGUUGCGGUGGUGCAACUGCAUACCCACCUCCACCACCACACCUGCCGCCAAGACAACCGUAUUCGCCGAUGGGAGUCGGUCUUGGAGGAGCAACUGGUGGGCUAACUGGAGGUCUAGGUGGAGAAACGGGAGGGCUAACUGGAGGCCUGGGUGGUGAGACGGGAGGGCUCACAGGUGGCCUUGGUGGAGAAACGGGAGGGCUAACUGGAGGCCUAGGUGGAGAAACGGGAGGGCUUACAGGCGGCCUUGGUGGAGAUAUUGGGGGGCUAACAAUAGGCCUAGGUAUACAUUGGCCACCGCCGCCGCCGCCGCCCCCUCCACAGUUGGGGCCUACUGGUGGGAAUGAUCGUGUUGCCAGCUGGCUUGCGGUGUGCAACGUGCAUACCCUCCACCCCACACUGCCGCCAAGACAACCGUAUUCGCCGAUGGGAGUCGGUCUUGGAGGAGCAACUGGUGGGCUAACUGGAGGUCUAGGUGGAGAAACGGGAGGGCUAACUGGAGGCCUGGGUGGUGAGACGGGAGGGCUCACAGGUGGCCUUGGUGGAGAAACGGGAGGGCUAACUGGAGGCCUAGGUGGAGAAACGGGAGGGCUUACAGGCGGCCUUGGUGGAGAUAUUGGGGGGCUAACAAUAGGCCUA